Messenger RNA from Chelmon rostratus (copperband butterflyfish), 3598 nucleotides. RefSeq lists its product as uncharacterized. The record is from RefSeq and is a predicted model, not a curated record. Gene Ontology annotation, molecular function: GTP binding. Lineage: Eukaryota; Metazoa; Chordata; Actinopteri; Chaetodontiformes; Chaetodontidae. The transcript is spliced from 3 exons. Bases 1404 to 3053 code for a protein of 549 amino acids.
AAAACAGGAAAUGAGAAGACAAAACCCCAAGACGAGACAGACCUCACCACAGUGUGACACCCCCCCCCCAGGACUGGCUAUAGAACAGGUUCCUCUGCUGCAUGUCGGGCUUUUACUUCGUCCUGUCAGGGGUUUUUCCUCCAUAGGAACCUGCUUGCUCUUCUGCAGGCGGUUAAAUUGGUUCAACUGGUUAAAGACACUGUGGGAGAGCACCCUGAGCUUUACAGCCCUUCACAGUUACAAAUAUGAGUGUGGAACAUGCAUCCACUUUCACUUUCACUCUAGCUGUUGUUUCUUGGAAAGGGUGUGACUUGUUGAGAAGUUAUUAAUCCUUUCUGUUCCUGUUUGUGUCAGGCCCGGACUCUGGAUAGGAUCUGGUUCUUUGGCAACAGGGUCGUAGAGUCGUGACAGGGCGUCAGGUUUGCUAUUCUGGGACCUUGGCCUGUAAGAGAGUGAAAAUAAAGCAAUUAAAAAACAGCGCCCACCUGGCCUGGAGUAGAUUAGGAUGUCAUCAAGAUACACAAGAUACAAGACUGCACAGAUAAGCCACACCCAAGUGUGUGUGUGUGUGAGUGUGUGUGUGUGUGUGUGUGUGUGUGUGAGUUUGCCUAUAAAAGAGCAACAGACUAAACUGAAGCAGAGCUCAGCCUUCCUCCCUGACUAGAGACAAACUGAACGGUUAGGUGGUUGAUACGUGGUCGGACCGGUUCCCUGCAGUGAGGUUAAUGCACAGCAGAGAGGUUGACAUCUUUGGGAAUCUCACAGAUCACAGAAUUGAUUUAUCAAAAGGGAACUACUACUACUACUACUUCAUUACCAAAUCAUUCAUUUAUGUUUCUAGUCCACUGACAUGCAGUAUCAAAAAUAAUUGGCAACUACGUCUUGUUACCGUCUGACCAUAAGGGCACGGUUUCCACAGAGGAUGGGUGAGACGUCCUCCUCACUUUUCAAAAUAUAAUUCCGUACUAGUCACUUUUAAAAUGUCAUGUUCGUUAAAAUGAAAAUGGUGAUACAGCCACUUAAUUUGCCUUCAGUUCUAACCCUGCACGUACAUCCUGGAUGUAAUGAAGGUGUAAAUGGCAGAUGCAGUGAGGUAAAAAGUAGAAAUACAAUUUAAAAACUGUACCGACACCAACAAGCUUUUUAUCGCCCUGGUAUUAUUUUUGAUCACUAAAUAUGACUAAAAGUUGGACUAACAGAAUAACUAAACCAUAAAAAGUGACUUGUGCUUCUUUUAUUUUAGGAAUUUGGAGAACAAGCUGUAAAUGUGUUGACGUAUCCUGAGAACAGCCAGCAGAGAUUUGUCUUCGGACUAGACUAGAAUUAGUCUACCUCUUCAGAAGACUGGUCCUGGUGUCAUCCCCUUGUUUUUCAAGUACUAAAUUUACAACCUGCAGGCUAAGAUGGCUUUCCUUUUUAAGGGACGCCCAAAGCGGCUUGCUGAAGAUAUUAAAGCAAAAAGCAAACUGCUGAUAUCCCACACAGGUCAUCUCCCUCUGUAUAAAAUUCCCUUGAAAGAAGAAAAAAUGAAUAUCGCAGAGUGCAAGCGUUUCAGUUUUGGCCGUGAGUCCAGCAAACAGAAUCGCACCAUAAUGGUUCUUGGAGCAACUGGGGCUGGGAAGUCAACUCUCAUCAAUGGGAUGAUCAACUACAUUCUGGGUGUCGAAUGGAAGGAUUCAUUUCGGUUUAAGUUAGUUCACGAGGAUCCAUCAAAAUCACAAGCUGAGAGCCAGACCUCUGAAGUCACAGUGUACAAAAUCAACCACCAGGAGGGGUUUAAAAUCCCCUUCUCUCUCACCAUUGUGGACACACCAGGGUUUGGAGAUACUGGAGGUAUAAAAAAAGACAAGAAGAUCACAGAACAGCUGCGUGAGCUCUUCUCUGCUCAGUGUGGGGUCAGUGAGAUUGACGCUGUGUGUUUUGUAGCUCAGGCUGCUUUAGCUCGACUCACAGCAACACAGAAAUAUGUGUUUGAUUCUGUGCUCUCAAUCUUUGGCAAAGAUGUGGCAGAAAACAUCAGGGUUCUGGUGACAUUUGCAGACAACCAGCGCCCUCCAGUUCUAGAGGCAAUCAAUGCUUCAGGUGUGCCAUGUCCCAAAACACCAAAAGGGGAGCCACUUCACUUCAAAUUCAACAAUUCAGCUUUGUUUGCACUCAACAGAUCUCCUGCAGCAGAAAACAUGAGUGAGGAUGAUGAAGAUGAAGGCUUUGAUGAGAUGUUUUGGGACAUGGGGACAAAAAGCACGAAGAGGUUCUUUGUUGCUUUGAAUGCCAUAAACACCAAAAGCUUGACAUUGACGAAAGAGGUCCUCAGAGAAAGACGGCAGCUCGAGGUUUCAGUUGAAGCUUUGCAGAAGCAGGUUAAACUUGGGUUAGCUAAGCUUGAGGAGAUAAAAGAGACAGCUGAAAAAGUGAAAAAAUACAAGGCAGAGAUCGACAGAAAUGAGAACUUUGAGUUUGAAGUUAGCGUUAAAAAGCCUGUUCAAAUAGACAUUUCUGGAACUGGAACUUUCAUCACCAACUGUCAGCAGUGUCAUUUCACCUGUCAUGAUGAUUGUGCCUAUUCAAAUGAUGACGAUAAAAUACACUGUUGUGCAAUGGGAUCAGAUGGAUACUGUAAAAACUGUCCAGGCAAAUGUCAUUGGAGAGUACAUCAUAAUCAGAAGUACAGAUGGGAUUAUCAGGAAGUUAAAGAAAAACGAACAAUAAAAGAGCUGAAAGAAAAGUACGAUGAAGCCAAAGAGGGUAAGAUGUCUGUCGAGAGAGUGAUUGAGAAACUGUGGGAUGAUUAUCGUCAUAUGCAGGGUGAGGUGGAGACCCUGAUCCAGAAGUCUGCUCAGUGUUUAAACAGACUUAAAGAGAUAGCACUGAAGCCGGAUCCCCUCUCCACUCCAGAGUACAUUGACCUGAUGAUUGAGGGAGAGAAGCAAGAGGCCAAGUCAGGCUGGAAGGAACGAGUUCAGUCGCUGAUGGACAUGAAAGGGAAAGCAGAGUGCAUGGCUAGAGUAGGCAGAGGAGAGAAACUCCUCCAGAGUCCACCUACUGACUUCUAGCAUAGGACUUUAGGCCAGACAAAGAACAAAACCAACCUGGACAGCAGUGAGACCGGUGCCAGAAACCAAGACUAGAACAAGAUCGACAGACAUCAGUGAAAACCAGGACGACAUCGAGGCGGAUGCUAUUCAAGACCAAACCAGAUCAAAACUAAGGCAGACCAAGACGAGGCAGAGACUGAUGCCGACCAAGACAAGACCGACCACAAGUCUGAUACAGACCAAGCUGAGGCUGAGAUGGAUGGCCAUGUAUUACUGUAUAUGUAUUCUACAUUGACACUUGCAGUUAUUAUAUUGAUAUCAUGACAAGUUUACAUUUUGUGUUUCUGAAUUACACCAAAGUAAAACUAAAGCAAAUACGUGAUGAUUUGAACAGCUGCGACCAGCUAACAAUGUUCAGUAGCAGCUGUCUCUGCGCAGAGCUACCAGUCGUUUUUGUUAACGUUAAUUAAUGAGUGCUGACAUAAAAACUAUCGAUGUGCAUUGAAUUCUAUUAUUUUCUUUCCUGUGUCUUGCUUGAAUAAUAAACAAUGAAUAAAAAUCAA